Molecule: messenger RNA, 735 nt
Organism: Trichomonas vaginalis G3
Lineage: Eukaryota; Parabasalia; Trichomonadida; Trichomonadidae
Product: protein domain specific binding
Exons: 1
Coding region: 1-735 (244 amino acids)
Biological process (GO): signal transduction
Cellular component (GO): cytoplasm
Source: RefSeq, a predicted model, not a curated record
AUGUUUGAUGAAAGGACAACAUUUAUAUAUCUUCUCAAUCUUUGCUUCGUCAACCCAUUGGAUGUUCCACGUGUUGGCGAAGAGGAAGAAAAUGUUGAAAUGAUGAAGAGAGUUAUUCAAGCAAAUCCUCAGUUAUCAGAACCAGAGCGUAACUUACUCUCUUGCCUUUACAAGUCAAUAAUUAAUCGUAGGAGAGAAGUAUUGAGAGAUUUUGAUAAGAAGUUUGUUGAUGAGAUUGUUGAUUAUCCAAAUAGAGUUCAAAGACUUGACGAAUUCCGCGAAAAACUUGUCAGUGAAAUUGAUGAGCAUUGCGAAGAUUUAUGCAAGCUCAUUGAGACAGAACUCCUUCCUGUUGCAAAUAAUCCAGAAACAAGAGUUUUCUAUGAAAAAAUGGAAGCAGACUAUUACAGAUACAUGGCUGAGAAUCACACAGGUGAUGAAAAAGCAGCAAUUAUUGAAAAAGCUGGUUCUCAUUACGAAACUGCCCUUGCUAUCUCAAACUCUGAGCUUUCUCAAGCAUCAACAACUGCUCUUGGAUUGACAUUGAACUAUUCCGUUUUCUUAUACGAAAUGAUGGAUAGACAUCAAGAAGCUAUCGAUCUUGCUGCAAAAUCAGUGCAGGAAACAAUCGACUUACUUGACACUCUCAGUGAUAAAACCUACAAUGAAGCAACAAAAAUUAUCUACCUUCUCAAAGAUAAUGUAAAGAACUGGAAAGAACGCUUAAAUCUUUAA